UCUCGAGCUGCUGCUGCUGCUUCGUUUCCUCACCGAAACCUUUAAUAUAAUCUCACUUUUCAGAAUAAAACGGUCACAUUAAACUUGUAAAAUGUCAGAUUUUGACAGCAACCCCUUCGCGGACCCGGACUUUAGCAACCCGUUUCAGGAUCCAGCAGUGACGCAAGUAGUGCGGACUGCCCCACCCGGCCUGGAGGAGUAUAACCCUUUCACAGACACAAAACCGGUGCCACCAGGCUCCGCCCCUAAGGUAGUCCCACCUACAACCAACACACAGCCGGCCAUCAUGAAACCCACGGAGGAACCGCCAGCAUACACUCAACCUCAACAGACACAGGAUCAGUCACGAGCUCAGGCAGAGUUAAUGAGGAGACAGGAGGAACUGGAGAGGAAAGCCGCUGAGCUGGACCGCAGGGAGAGAGAGAUGCAGUCGCUCAGCGCAUCAGGAGGGAGGAAAAACAACUGGCCGCCUCUUCCUGAGAAGUUUCCGGUGGGUCCGUGUUUUUAUCAUGACAUAGCAGUGGACAUUCCUGUGGAGUUUCAGAAAACCAUCAAGAUCAUGUACUAUCUCUGGAUGUUCCACACGGGGACGCUGUUUACGAAUAUAUUCGGCUGUCUGGCGUGGUUCUGUGUUGAUGCGACGAGGGGAGUGGAUUUUGGGUUGGCUAUGCUCUGGUUCAUGCUCUUCACACCCUGUUCAUUUGUCUGCUGGUACAGACCCCUGUAUGGAGCAUUCAGGAGUGACAGUUCUUUUAGGUUCUUUGUAUUCUUUUUCGUGUAUAUCUGCCAGUUUGGUGUGCACGUGUUGCAAGCCAUCGGGAUUGCAGGUUGGGGAGCCAGUGGCUGGAUCUCAGCGUUGACUGCACUGAACAAAAGUGUUCCUGUGGGCAUCAUAAUGAUCCUGAUCGCUGCUCUGUUCACAGCGUCAGCUGUCAUCUCGCUCAUCAUGUUUAAAAAGGUCCAUGCGAUGUACCGAACCACUGAUGCAAGUUUUGAGAAGGCACAGCAGGAGUUUGCCACCGGCGUCAUGGCCAAUAAAACGGUCCAGACCGCCGCCGCUAAUGCUGCAUCUUCUGCUGCCCGAGGAACCUUCAAAGAACAGAUCUAACUGGUCCAGAAAACUUAGAACACGCCCCCUCCAUCCAUGCUACUCUAACCUCGCCUUCCUCAUUCCCUAACUUUACUUACAGUCAUUCAUGAGCUUUGAUUGGCUGUUCAAAACCACACCCACUCUCAUUGACCCUUAUGCACUCCUGUGACUGACUGGAACCCCGCCCUAAGCCCCUCCCCUCCUGUGAAUCAGCAGGUGUACCCACCUGUUCUUUUGUUUGAAUGUGUGUGAUAUGCCUACUCGCUCUUGUGUGUGUGUGUGUGUGUGUGUGUGUUAAAACAACCUAAAGAGUCAAGUCGUCACUUUAUAUGUUCACAUCACUGUUGGGUGUCCAUUCAUCCCUGUUGUACUGUAAGCAAACAGGAAGUGAUGUCAUCAAAUGUCCUUAAAUGGGAUCCAAAGCAAAAAGAAUGAUGAUGCCCUCACAGGUUUGUCUUACCAAUAUUUCCUUAAACAUACACAUACCUUAAGCUCGAAUCAUCACACACCACCUGAAAUAAAUUAUCAAGAAAUGUCAGGGUCAUAGGAGACCUAAAAAAUAAAAUAAAUAUAUAUAUAUAUAUAUAUAUAUAUAUAUAUAUAUAUAGCAUAAGGAAAAUGGAGCCCAUUUUUAGGACUGUUAAGAGUUUUUUUGCAUUAUGUGAAGCACAUUUACUUAACAUAUUUACGGACAUUUAUUUUUACGUAUACUUUUUUUAAAAUUCUCAUUACUGUAAAACGUCAUUUUUUGUUGUAUUAUUUUAAAUAUUACUGUAAUACAAUGAUUUUUAUUUAAAAUCAUAAUAUAUUAAAGGCACUAAAACAAAUUCUAGCAUGAUGUAUAAAUGCGGUUGCAUUUUAAAUUAUAUAUUGUAAUAAAAAUGGGGUACAAAUGUGCUGAAUUGUCAUGAAAAUACGGCUAUGCAACAAAUACUCUCAGUGGCCUAAAAAUAGGCUUAAUUUCUUAUGCAAAACAUAAGUUUGGGGUGGUCGCUGACAUUUCUUCACCCAAAUAUCAAGGUUUUUAACAAAUUCUUCCUGCAAAAUGAGCCUGCAAAUCAGUACAAGACGACACCUAUCAAAUGUGACCAUGAACUCUCUACAUACAACUCCGAGGGUCUCGUUACCUGUAAAUACAUAGAAUUGUUUUGCAAUGGAAAUUGUUUAAUUCUUUAAAAAAAUAUAUUUAAAAAAAAUGGUGAACCACUGCAAACGCAUGGGAAGCUUGCUAAGCUAAAGGCCAUGUCUCAUCUCCCCAGUCUUGCGUACUAUAGGAUAAACUGGAAAACACGGGGUUAAAAAUAGAAGCGCAAAAGUAAAUCUUUGCAUCACUCCCCUCGCAACAUGUAUUAAUAAUGACAUUGCAUUUAAGAUACAAGUGUGUCCUGCAAAUUCAGAUCUGUAUAAUCACUAGCACAUGUGUGUAUUGAUGUAAGACUGUACAGUGUUGGGCCGGAUCAGUACCAGUUAGAUCCACAAUCGACUUUAGUCAGGGUAGAAUAUAAUUAUUUUGAUGUAAAUAAAUACGAGGCUGUGAGGGAUCAAUAUGUCGUACUUCUUUAAGGUCACAAAACCGCUGUUUUCUAAAGUUUUUUCCAUUGGAAAAAUUGGAAUGAAAGUAUUGAAAUCAACACGACAAUAUACGCAUAAACAGAUAUAUGAACGAUUUACACAAAUUCGUUCAGUUAGCGUUCCACUACUAAGGAUAAAUCAACGCAACAAUUUAUACAAGAUCGGAUUUAUGACCAAUUUACACAAAUUCGUUGUUCUCGUUUUACUAAUAAGGCCCAAUAAACACGUCAAUUUAAGCUACAAUGGAUUUAUGACAGAUUAACACAAAUUAGUUGUAUUUGCAUUUCACUAAUAAAUCAAAAAUUUAAUUACUACUGAUUUACACAUUUGUUCGGUUUGUGUUUUACUUAAAAGGCCCAAUCAGUGCGAAAAUGUACCCAAAAACAUAUGUAUGACCGAUUUACUCAUUCCUUCUUUCGUGCUUCACGAAUGAGGCCCAAUAAUGCGACAAUUUACUCAAGAAAAGGUUUAUGACAGAUUUACACAAAUUUGUUGUUGUCGUGUUUCAUGAAUAAGGCCCAAUCAAUGCGACAGAUACGCAAGAACAUAUUUACGAACGAUUUACACAAAUUUGUUGUUGUCGUGUUUCACGAAUAAGGCCCAAUCAAUGCGACAGAUACGCAAGAACAUAUUUACGAACGAUUUACACAAAUUUGUUGUUGUCGUGUUUCACGAAUAAGGCCCAAUCAAUGCGACAGUUACGCAAGAACAUAUUUACGAACGAUUUACACAAAUUUGUUGUUGUCGUGUUUCAUGAAUAAGGCCCAAUCAACGCGACAGUUACGCAAGAACAUAUUUACGAACGAUUUACACAAAUUUGUUGUGUUUCAUGAAUAAGGCCCAAUCAAUGCGACAGUUACGCAAGAACAAAUUUGUUGUGUUUCAUGAAUAAGGCCCAAUCAAUGCGACAGUUACGCAAGAACAAAUUUGUUGUGUUUCAUGAAUAAGGCCCAAUCAACGCGACAGUUACGCAAGAACGUAUUUACGAACGAUUUACACAAAUUUGUUGUGUUUCACGAAUAAGGCCCAAUCAAUGCGACAGUUACGCAAGAACGUAUUUAGGAACGAUUUACACAAAUUUGUUGUUGUCGUGUUUCAUGAAUAAGGCCCAAUCAACGUGACAGUUACGCAAGAACAUAUUUACGAACGAUUUACACAAAUUUGUUGUUGUCGUGUUUCACGAAUAAGGGCCAAUCAAUGCCACAGUUACGCAAGAACAUAUUUACACAAAUUUGUUGUUGUCGUGUUUCGCGAAUAAGGCCCAAUCAACGUGACAGUUACGCAAGAACAUAUUUACACAAAUUUGUUGUUGUCGUGUUUCGCGAAUAAGGCCCAAUCAACGUGACAGUUACGCAAGAACAUAUUUACACAAAUUUGUUGUUGUCGUGUUUCAUGAAUAAGGCCCAAUCAACGUGACAGUUACGCAAGAACAUAUUUACACAAAUUUGUUGUUGUCGUGUUUCGCGAAUAAGGCCCAAUCAACGUGACAGUUACGCAAGAACAUAUUUACGAACGAUUUACACAAAUUUGUUGUUUUCGUGUUUCACGAAUAAGGGCCAAUCAAUGCGACAGUUACGCAAGAACAUAUUUACACAAAUUUGUUGUUGUCGUGUUUCGCGAAUAAGGCCCAAUCAACGUGACAGUUACGCAAGAACAUAUUUACACAAAUUUGUUGUUGUCCUGUUUCGCGAAUAAGGCCCAAUCAACGCGACAGAUUACGUAAGAACAUAUUUAUGAACGAUUUACACAAAUUUGUUGUUGUCGUGUUUCACGAAUAAGGCCCAAUCAACGCGACAGAUACGCAAGAUCGUUUUAUGAACAUUGUAAGGAAUUAUGACUGAUUUACAAAUUUAUCUGUUUGCGUUUUAAUUAAAAGGCACAAUAAAUGCUAAAUUUUACACAAGGACGUAUUUAUGAAUGAUUUACACAAAUUAGUUCUGCUCAUGUUUCAAGAAUAAGGCCCAAUCAAUGCGACAGUUAUGCAAGAACAUUUUUAACAAACUAUUUGUAAAAAAAAAAAUUCUGGUCGAGUUUCACAAAUAACAUUUUUAAAGAAAAUAAUUUGUUAAAAAUGUUCUUGCAUAAUUUACUCAAGAACAAGUUUAUGACAGAUUUACACAUUCGUUAUGUUUGCGUUACACAAAUAGGGCCCAAUAAAUGUUACAAUUUACGCAUGAAUGGAUUUAUGACCAAUUUACACAAAUUCGUCUGUUCGUGUUUCACAGAUAAGGCACUAUCAACGCGACAGUUUACGCAAAAACAGAUUCAUGACCAAUUUACACAAUUUUAUUUAUUUAUUUGAUAUUUCUCUCCUUUUCUCCCCAAUUUGGAACGCCCAAUUCCCGAUGUGCUUUUAAGUCCUCGUGGCCUCGUAGUGCCUCAAUCCGGGUGGCGGAGGACGAAUCUCAGUUGCCUCCUGAGACCGUCAAUCCGUGCAUCUCAUCACUUGGCUUGUUGAUCGCGUUACCACGGAAACAUGGCGUGUGUGGAGGCUUCACGCUAUUCUCCGCGGCAUCCACGCACAACUCACCACGCGCCCCACCGAGAGCGAGAACCACAUUAUAGCGACCACGAGGAGGUUACCCCAUGUGACUCUACCCUCCCUAGCAACCGGGCCACUUUGGUUGCUUAGGAGACCUGACUGGAGUCACUCAGCACACCCUGGGAUUGGAACUAGCGACUCCAGCGGUGAUAGUCAGCGUCAAUUCUCUCUGAGCUACGCAGGCGACAAUAAAGCAAGAACACUUUACGAAUGGUUACGCAAAUUCGUUCUGGUCGUGUUUCACGAAUAAGGCCCAUCGAGCGAACUUGAUCCAUCAUGUUUGGCCUCAUUCACAUCAAAGUACAUAUGCCAUCAAACCUGACUAAGGUCCACCAUGUUACGAAUUAAAUUGUCCAUUGUCGUCGGUCUUUGGUUUGUCGUUACAGGCAAACUUGAUUUUAUUUUAUUUCAACAUGCCUGCUCACAGUUUAAAGUUUGCGGUUUUAUUAAGUGGCACAGAGAACCUUGUAGCCAUGGUCACUUUCAACAAGAGACAGGCAAGUUUUGUGAUUAUGGGAUAUGUAUCAAGAUGCAAAUUUAUCUUUAAACUUUCAGCAACACCGUGCAUGUGUGUGUGUGUGUGUGUGUGUGUGUGUGUGUGUGUUGUGCAUGAGAGAGUGAACAAAAUGUGGUGUUCUUCACCCAUUUUCAGUAUUGAGUCUGCAGCACAUCAGCCUUUGUUUGAAAUCACACAUCAGCUUUCUAACUUAAAAUCUCAUGAGGUGUCACACAUUUAUUCCCUGUUCAUAUUUUAUUCAUAUGUUUCAUGCUUUGUGUGUACAGUAUAUUCAUUUGUGUCUGUGUGUUGGAGAGUGAGUGUUUGUGUGAGCUACUACGAGUCGUUCUUCCUUUUAUAAACACAUUUCAACAAAUGGCACCUGAAUGUUCCUCUGUUUUGCGUUUGUUUUGAAAUGCUUUAAAACUUAAAAAACAAAAAGAUGUGUGAGGAGAGAUAAACUGACGUGACCUCUUGUGUGUGGUGCAAUGAAUCGUGGCUUUAAGAUGUCUUUUUUUAAUUAGUGAUGCUAGUUAACAGUUAAAACACUGAUACGUGAGAAAUGGAUUGAAGAAAAACCAUCAUGUUAUUUCAAACAUUACAGACGUGGGAUAUUUAUAUAUUUUGUAUAACUAAAGGAAUGGUGGCCCGUCGUCCUGAUUUUCAUUGUACUGUACAAAUGCACUCCUGUCUCUCUCCCUUAGUCGCAUGUUGAGUAGUUUGAGUUUUGUAUAUUUAUUGUAUUAACACAAAAAUAAAAUGAAAAAACAAAUUUGUAACUUUUCUGGUUUCAUAUUGGGUAUAUAUGACAUGUCAAUGACCAAGGAUUUAAUUUUUUAUAUAAAUCAGUGGCAAAUAGUUUUGAUAAGGAGGCUUAUUAUUAAGGUGAGUUAGUCAUCAGU
Messenger RNA from Xyrauchen texanus (razorback sucker), 6602 nucleotides. RefSeq names its product secretory carrier-associated membrane protein 1-like. The transcript has 9 exons. Gene Ontology annotation, cellular component: trans-Golgi network membrane; recycling endosome membrane. The record is from RefSeq and is a predicted model, not a curated record. Gene Ontology annotation, biological process: protein transport. Lineage: Eukaryota; Metazoa; Chordata; Actinopteri; Cypriniformes; Catostomidae. Bases 92 to 1108 code for a protein of 338 amino acids.